This is a messenger RNA of Stomoxys calcitrans (stable fly), 7764 nucleotides long. Its product is annotated as homeobox protein 5. The coding region runs from base 627 to 6626 and encodes 1999 amino acids. The record is from RefSeq and is a predicted model, not a curated record. Lineage: Eukaryota; Metazoa; Arthropoda; Insecta; Diptera; Muscidae. The transcript is spliced from 6 exons.
UCUCUUUGAAAAAAUGUGUUAAAAACACAAACUGUGUACUAUGUAAAAAAAUACAAAAACUGUAUAUGGAAAUGAUAAUCCAACAAGACUGAAAGAAUUCAAUUUUAAACCAAGAAUAAUUAACCAAACAAAUAUUGUAUCCAAAAAUAAACUCUUUCCUCUGACAAAAGUGCAUAGCAACAAACAGAAAAACUGUGAAAAAAAAAACAACCGACAACAUGCCGAUAUACAAGUCUUCCCGCAACAAUUAAACCAAAAAUAAAAAGUAUUCGAAACAAAAAAAAAAUCCAAAACUUUGCAUUGGUCCUCCAAAUGAAAUAUAAUUCAAGAAAAGAAGAAGAAGAAAAAUAGACAUAAAUUUAAAACAUCAUUUUUGGGAACUAAAAAUACAGCAACGCACAAACUGAAAAGUGAAGCAACAACAACAACAACAACAAGAGCACAAAACAAAAAUCUUCCCAAAAAGGAAAAUAAAAUUUUCAAAUCAAAAAAAAAAAAAUUAACAAGCAAAAAUACUGUAAAGAACAUGCUUAUGUAAACUGCUGAAAUUUCUCUCUUUUAUUGGCCAACAGUGGUGAUUGCUCAGAGAAGUUCUAUAACACCCUGGAUGCUUGCCAUACAACUAAAUGUUGUUGAUAAUUUUGGCAUUUCUCAUGAAAAUCAGUGACAUUUCCAAAAUGCACGGCAAACGAUAUUUCAACAACAACAACAAUAACAACAACAACAGUUGUCAUAACAAUGCCAACAACAGCAACAAUAACAACAACAAUGACAACAUGUCUCCUGCUCGACAUCAUUGGCAACAUGUUGCCAAAGGCAAAGCCAAUACCUCCAAUUCAAGUAGUACCAGCAGUGGCUGUGAUAGUGCGGCCUCUUCCUCAUCCUCCUCCAAGGAGAAUAGUUACCAAAAUAAAUUACAACAACAUAAUGUGUCACUAACUCCUCAGCAAUUGCAACAGCUACGUUACUAUCAACAAUUGCAACAACAACAAUUGCAAUUGUUGCAGCAACAAUUGAUACAAAGAAAACGUUUGCAACAACAGUUGCGUGAACAAGGUGUUGAUAUUAGCCAUCAUGCAACAUCAAAGGCGGCAAACAAAACCUCCUCCUCCGUGGCUUUGACAUGCAAUCAACAGUAUUUGAGACAAAUGCGCUUGCAACAACAACAACAGCAUCGUUUGUAUCAUAUGCAACCUGCUCAACAGCAACGUUUGCAAAAGCCCCAAUUGGAUAAUUUUAUGUUUCAAAAUAAGAACUUCAACAAGAAUAUCAAUGAUAUUUUGAAUAACAACAAUGAAGAAAAUUAUCUUCAGCAACAGCUGAAACAAUACAACUACAAUGUGAACAAUGGUAGCAAUGGUGAUGGUGAUGAUAAUGGUGGUGGUGCUGCUCUUUCAAAAGGACCAAAAUCCUAUCGUGGCAUGACAGAAUUCUCUACGAACAACGACAUCAACAACAAAACUCAUUUAUCAUCUCAACCGCUUCAAAAUUCACCACGCCAUCAUUAUAUACCAUAUCCUACGGCACACAAUAAUUCACCACACACAACUAACAUAAAUACACAACAACAACAGCCACAUCAUAACAAUACCACUACAUUCAAUGCACAAUUUAACAAACAAUUCACACAAACACUAAAACAACAACAACAACAUCUCAUCAAUAAUUGCAAAAAUAAUCAAACCACCACAGCUUCAUCAUCAUCAUCCCCCUCAUCAGUAACAACGACCACCACAAAUACGACGACGAUAAAUUCUUCUGCAAAUAACGCCAAUAAAUUGAAUGAGCUACUAUUACGUUCACCCUCAUCGGCGGCCUCAUCUGUAACACAUUCCCCCACACAUUAUCAUCAUCAGGCUCAAAAUUAUCGCAAACCUUUUAAUUCACCACAAAAUUCACCAUUUGUCGGCACCGCUAAUACAGGCGGCGUUGGCUGUGCUCAGCAACAAAACUAUCAGCAACGUCGUAAAUUGCCCUUUCUCACUCACACUCAGUAUCAGCAACAUUUGAAUGAUUUGCUCUCGCAGCAACAGCAUUUGCAACAACAGCAGCAACAAUUGUUGCUAAGCAAAGACCACACUGACGAGGAGUUGUCCGAGGAGAGUUUGAAACAAAAUGUUGCCAUUGUGUUGAGCAAUUUGGAUCGUUAUAACAACGCUUUGCGCAGCAUCAUUCUGAAUGAGCAGGUCCUUACGAACACGGCCAGCAGUAGUGUGUUUUAUGACGAGUCUGAUUUGAAUUUUCUCAAUUGUGGCAAUAACAAUUUGCAACAGCAACAGCAUCAACAGAAUAGCAACAAUAUGGCCACGGCUAUAACUCCGGAAUCGGAUUACAAUAGUAAUGCCACUACGCCAGGAUCUCGCAGCAACAACAUGUUGCCCUAUGAGUCAAGCACAGGAGGCAACAUGUUGCCUAACCAGGCCCAGCAACAUUUGGUAGGUUUCACCCAUACAACGGGUGGUGGUGGUGGUGGUUUAAACAAUGCUUGCUUGGGUGGUGUUGGUGGUGGUAACGCUUAUAUGGGCAACAAUUUAAACUGUUCUUUGGCCUCGUCCCAUGACUUUACUCAUGACAAUUCUGAUUAUCAGUGGUUCUUGGACUAUGGCUACAGAGAUGGCUGUGGUGGCAUGCAGCGCAGUGUUCUCUCCUCACUAUCGGCCUCCUACAAUGGCUUGGGCGAUCUCAUCUAUGAGGAUUUGGCCAAAAAUCUUGAUGCCAAUUUGGCCGAAGUGGAUAUGGAAAGUUUUCGUGCCGAGGAUAUUCAUUCGCUGCUCUCACAAUUGCCCUCGUAUUGCAAGAGCUUGGGUGGCAAUCGUCUGCAACAGUCGCUGAUGAUGCAACAGCAUUUAAUGCCCUCCCAAAAUAUGCCUUUGGGGGGCGGUGUCGGUGGUGGCCUUCCAUUGCAUCAUCAACAGAUGAUGGCAGCUAACACAAUGUCCCAGACAUCUACAACAUCCACCAAUGAUCUGAUCGAUAAUUCAUUUUGCAAAUCGGAAUUGCUAUUUUCACCCGUUAAAGAAUCGCACAUUUCGGUGGACUCAUUGGACAUGGAUGGCUAUCCAGAUGAUGGUGAUAUAAUACUCACAUGUAAGGCGAAUAAGGAUAAUUAUACCAUAGCCUUUGAGGGCAGUGUACUGUAUUCGGAUGAAAGUUUUUAUGAACCCAAUGAAAUUGCCAUGAAAAAUAAGCAAAAUUUCAUCAACUUACAUAGCAAUUUAGAUGAUAUUGUUAAGCGAAAAUCUUUGGAAGUAUCAAUGUCACGGUCAGAGCAACCUCAGCCCUGCAAUCAGCGAAAUAAAUUGCAAAAGUCACAUACCACCCAAUUGCAAAGUCUAUAUGCCUUACUUUCUUCUCCGGCCCGCAGAUAUCCAUCGGGCAAUAAUAACAAUGCCCCCGAUGCCAUCAUCAUCAGCAGGCCAGCCCUGCAGCAGCUUACCAAUGCCAUGGGAGUUCGCAAGAGCAGUAGUUUGCCCAAUUUGCGCGACGAUUGCCAGGAGGUGAUGAUUUUAAGUCAAACUCAAAUUCAUCCAUCACAGCAUACAGAGGCCAAGGUGCAACAACAACAACAACAGCUAAAUGUAUCACAGGCGAUAACCACCUCCAAUAUGGAGGCGAAUUUGAAAUGUCGCAAUCUAUUGCCCAUGUGCCAGAUACCCAUAACCGCCAAUUCCACAGCAGCGUCCAUAGAUGAGCGUUUGAAUAUUUUGACACAAACAGCGCACCAUCAGCAGCAGCAGCACCACCACCACCAGCAACAGUCGUCCUCGGGCAGCCAUCAUCACAAAGCCACUAAACAUCGUUGCUGUUGUGGCGGCAGCAGCAGUGGGGCCAGCAAUCACUCGAACUCAAUGGCCAGCAAUAAUGGCUCGGCCACCCUGACUUCGCACCACUCGAACAAGGCUCACAUUUCAGGUUCUACUUCGUCGGGCUCCUCCAAUCCCCCGGCCUUCAAUCUAGUCAAAUUGUUUAUCAAACAGAAAAGCACAAAUUGCUCUUUGGAAGAUCAACCGAGUGCUCACACCUGCAUGGAUGUCUCCUCGGGCUGUUGGCCUUCGAGUGAUGCCAAUAACUCGAGCACCAGCUCCUCGCUGGAACAGCGAUUGCGUAAGAAGAGCAUGAACGAUUCCGGCAAGGGCUCCGCUCUAAGUAGGCACGAUGAAGAGGUGGAGGCCAACGCUAUGACAUUCCAAAUGGAUGCUUCAUCGUCUACGCCCAAGAAACACCAGCAGCAGCAACAGCAGAGACGUUCCUCCUUGUUCUACGAUGAGGAGCCGAGCUCCAGUUCGACGGGCUCUUUGACGGCCACCAACUCGCCAGCCCAUCGCAGACGCAGCAUGCCUUUGCGCAAUCCCGCUCUCAAUCAUUUGGCUGUCCAACAUAACAAUAACUCAAGUGCUAGUCUCCUAUCAUCGGAUAAUACCUCCGAACAGCUGACCCAGAUCCAAUUGUCCUCGGGCCAAGAGGGCUCAUCCUCAGCAUCCUCCCAAUCAGCCUCAUCUGCCAAAGCCGAACGCAACAAGCAGCGGAGAAGUCGCGAGGCUUCUCGGCCCAUCUCGAAUGCUUCGAGUUCCGAGAUGAUAACCCGAUCCAUGCAGACCUCAUGCGGUUCUCUAAGUACCCGCAGUAGUUUAAGUGAUCGUUUCCGUUGUGUGCCACCCUCGUUCUUGGAGAAGCUUAACAACUUGGGCGAAGAGAGGCAGGCGCCCAUUUAUGUCAUCUAUCCCAACUAUGCUCUGCCCGAUUUGGGUUUCGUCAAGACCUCGGCGACGCCCGAUGUCAUCUUUUCACCCUUCAACUACAAGAACUCAAUUGGCAGCACCUCGGCCACCUCCUCGAGCGCCUCGUUGAAGAAGCGCUUCAGCCUCAUGUCAGGCAGUGAUGAGGAUGAGAUCCUCAAGACCAUGGACUACAAGCAUGUGCAGGACUGGCAUUCACUGGUGACUCUGUUGCCCGGUGACUAUAGACGUAGGCUAAAACACAUUCCAGAGGUGAACGGAGUACUUAGCCAUUUGGAGGCGGAACUUUCACAGAAGCCCCUCUUCUGUUUGACGCCACCGGUGAGACGCAACAGGCCCCAUAUAUGUGAUUGCAAUCAAUAUUUCCAUAGGGAACAGGCCGCCACAGAGACCACAGGUGGUGGCGCCUCCUCAAGCUCAGGUUCUAGUCAGCAACCCUCCUCCGGCUAUAGGGGAUCUUCAACCAUGCUCACCGAUUCGGAGUUUGAAAGUGGGGCAGGCAAUGGCACCAUGGCCAAUGCUAGUGGUGAUAAUCUUAAGCAAAUGUAUGUCUAUCAGUAUGAGCAGCAACGCAUGGAUUCCGGCGUAGAGAUGAGUCCCAAGGUGCAGUCCACCACCCCAGUGCCCAUGCCCAGGGGUAUUCUACGCAAAAGUUCUUCGGCUGUGCGAAACAAACGCAACUCCAUGAUUGAGCAUGAGGCCAAGCAAACAAAGUUGGAGAAGCGUAGAUCUCUGCAGGAGCCGCCACAUCAUUAUCACAUUGGCUCGGCGGAGGAGUUGGCCGAAGUCUUUGAGGAAGAGGUCGCUGGUUGUGAGCUAUAUGCCAGUCCCCAGCCGCGCAGUGAACGUCUGUCGCGUAAGGAUUUGGAUGCUCGGGUGCGAGCGGAGAAUUUCCUUUCCUCAUUGCCCCGCAAUGAAUUGAAGUAUUAUGCUGAGAUAGCCGCCAUUCUAGAGUCUUCCGAACCAGAAAUUCAAUAUGAUGCAGCUGCCCUAAAGAAAGAGGUAUCCAGGGCUUUGAGCCAACAAAAGAAGGUCUCCUUCAAUGACAAGGAAGGUCAAGCGAAUGCCAUGGUGCAAAUGCAGGCGGAGACAAGGCAAAGGUUUUCCACCCCACCCAAUUCGCCGAAUAUCUCUAUGGCCACCGCUGGCCACAGCAAUAAUGCUGCUGCGGCUUUGCGUUUGCAAAAUCAUCCCUCCGCAUCACCGGGUGCUGCUGCCGCCGCUGUAGCCGCUCCGCGACGCUGCUCACAACGUGAUGAACUGGAUAAGCGCAAGUCUGAAAGUAAUCGCUUUAAACGUCUGCAAAUUCAAUGGGAACUCAUGAGCAAGGACUCGAGCAUGCUCAAGGAGCUGGUCAGCAAUGAACAAACCAAGAGUGGCGGUUCAACACCCACAUCGGCUCAGGCUGCUGCCAAUGCAGCAGCAGCGUCCAAAUCACGUAUACCUCGUCCUGUUAGCUAUCCAGCAGGAAAAAGAACUGAUAUGUAUAAUGAUCCUCCUACUCAUCAUCAUCAUGUAAUGACUGAUAACACAACAACAACAACAACCACAACAACUUUAAACCAUAAAUAUGCCAAUGUAAAUACAAAAAUACCUAAACCUCCACGUAUUUCUCCACAAAUUGCUAGAAUUUCAAAUCAAGCGGAUCCCACAAAGACAACCAGAUCCCCCUCUCGUCUACAGCCACCGAAACGUUAUAGCAUGACCACAACACCACCCUCAGCGACCAAUGUUGGAGCGGUAAUGUCAUCCCCAUCCACACCAACAACGCCAGGCGGCGGUGGUUCGGCUAAUCGUGCCCGAACACCAAAUUCUAGAGUAGCAGUGACAGCCCCAAAUACACCCAAGAAGAGAGUGCAAUCACCCAGAACUAUUCCAAGAGUGCGAUAAAUUGAGAUAAGAAGUGACAACAGACGGAAUAAUGAAUGGCACAUCACAUCCCCCUCCUGUGUUGUAAUAUUUAUUUUCCAAGUCCAGAAAUCAACAAAAACCCCCCCUGAAGAGCCAGCACGAGUUAAUAGAUUAGUCAAGAAGAUAAUGUGAAGAAAACAAAACAAAAAUUAGUCUAAAAAAGCUCUACUCUCUCUUACUUUCGCUAAAAAGAAAAAGAAAAAACACACACACACACACUCAUAAAGCCACAAGAAAAUGCUUAUAUCAAGUAUGAAUUUUAGCUAAGAAGAGAUGGGAACAGAAGGCUAACUUAGAGAAAGAAUGUAAACUAAAAUUGCGAUAAAGGCCAUAAACAACAGCUCCGCUUCCCCCCUCUCACUUUAAGGAAAGGAGAGACAUUUUCAUUAUUUACAACAACAACAAGAGAAAAUAUUUUGCUAUAUUUUUUAGUUUUUGUUUUUUGUAAAUUAGUUGAGAAUUGUAUGUAAACUUUAUUAACAUGUUUAAAGAUAAACCUUAUGAUAUCUUAUAGCAAAGACAGAGACAGACAUUUAUGAUCUCUCUCUCUCUCCCUCUCUCUCUGUAUCACUUUAACUUACACACAGAAAGGCAAGAUAAAUAUUUCUAUAAAUUAAGUAUAGUAAGUGAAAAAAAGGCCUAGUUUAUUAUCAUUACUAUUUUUAUAAUUAUUAUUGUUUUUUUUUGUUUAUGUCUCGUUUUUAUUUUUUUUAAAGAAGAGUUACUUUUUUUCUAAGUUUUGUUGUAAUACCAGUGAUAAAAAUCGUACCAAUCUAAUGGCAAAACUAAAAAGCGUACCAUAUUAAACACCAAUUACCCAAAAAAGAAAUCCAACCUGCUAUAGUAAAAGAAACCAAGUUUUCCUAAGUUCCAAAUGAAGGCCUAUUUUGAGUUUUUUUCUCUAACCAAAGGCAAAGGAAUGGGGAAAUAACGUAGAGAAACCUAAAGAAAAGAUAAAAAGACUUUGUAUGGGGUUAUAUCAUAAGGAUGAAAAGGCUAAACAUUGAAGAUGGAGAAGGCGAAGACGAAGGCUAGGAAAUGAUGAGAUGAGUUAUAAGAAAAACAAUCUUGUGUAUUUAUAGUUUUAAUUAAGUCCAUAUACAAAAGAAAACAAAAA